UGUUGGCCGAGACCAUCUCAAUACCUGUAUUAAUUCGCUGGGUUGUUGACAACAACAUGGCCACCCUCCAAUCCGACAAACUCAUGCGCCAGCAGGUCGAAGAGUGCAUCUCGACCCUCCAAGAAGAUAUUGUCGCCGCCUUUGAGGCACUCGACCCCGCCGUACCCAAAUCCAAGCGCGACUAUAUGGACCGCCCCGUCGAUCCUCCUGAGACGCGGGACGCGACGCGUUUUGCAUGGCCACAUGUAGGUUCAGGGCAGGUCGUUUCGCGCCCGAGCGUUUGAGCGGGCACAACAGCGUUUUGGAACCCCGAAACCGCCACGAAGAUCAGUCCCCUUUGGUUUUGGGCGCGUUUUCUGGGUCCGUCAAAUCUCAGCAUGAGAGUCCGGAGUUGGUAACAUUGUCGGAGUGUGCGGCCCGGCGUCUCG
Messenger RNA from Rhodofomes roseus, 428 nucleotides. RefSeq lists its product as uncharacterized. The record is from RefSeq and is a predicted model, not a curated record. The coding region runs from base 57 to 284 and encodes 75 amino acids. NCBI's taxonomy places the organism in Eukaryota, Fungi, Basidiomycota, Agaricomycetes, Polyporales, Fomitopsidaceae. The transcript has a single exon.